This is a messenger RNA of Oreochromis niloticus (Nile tilapia), 1561 nucleotides long. RefSeq names its product phosphatidylinositol glycan anchor biosynthesis, class X (gene pigx). The record is from RefSeq and is a predicted model, not a curated record. NCBI's taxonomy places the organism in Eukaryota, Metazoa, Chordata, Actinopteri, Cichliformes, Cichlidae. The coding region runs from base 112 to 861 and encodes 249 amino acids. Gene Ontology annotation, biological process: GPI anchor biosynthetic process. The transcript is spliced from 6 exons. Gene Ontology annotation, cellular component: endoplasmic reticulum membrane.
AAAAAAUCAUCUUCCGUAAACACUUCAAAGAAGCGCUUAAGCGGUGGUAGCUGUGCUUGAGUUAAAUAAACAGCCUAUAAACGCGUCUCAGCGUUGGCCAUUAUAUUUUUAAUGUAUUUUAAACUGUUCUGUGUUGUUUCUGCGUUGAGCUUAUUCUCGAAAUGUCACUGUUUGGGUGAAAAGGAUGAGAUUCAGAAUCACUGUGAUCUUCUGAGGCAGUGGCUUGCGCCCUCAUCAGUGACAGUGGAGCUCAACAAAAAGGGUUUCCACAGGGAGGUGACAACUACAGUUGAGUUCAGAUCCAAAGAGCUCUGUGGUGUCAAAGUUUUGCUGAUUCAUAGAUGGCCCAGAGAUGUCUAUGUUGAUCCAUAUCAACUUGCAUCCCUUAGCGAUCAAAACAAGUGGAAGAUAUUACUAGAUUCACCCAUUGACCUUGAGGUUCCUGCUCACGAAGCUUCAGGAUUUGUCACCUAUGUGUAUCCUUUCUCCACUGGACCAACUUCCAAGUUAUUCAAAGUAACAAUUCCAAUACAUGGUCGCUACCACAAGCCCUCAUUUGAUGGAAAAAUGUUUAAAUCUGUUGACAUAGAAGCUCCAGAGCUGCUGCUGCGGACAGAAAAAUGUGCACAGCUUAGCAGCUUAGAGCCUCACACAGUUGUGGAUGCACCAUGCACUGCCAGCAAUUCAAGCACUUGUUCUUGGGUUAAAGUCAAGCCUCAGCAGGAUCUCAAUCCAGUGAGUUUCCAGCUCCCAGUGGGUGAUGGGUCUUUGGUGGCACACGUAUGCGGAGGGACUCUUCUUGUCACAAUGAUCUGCUGUGUGGCACUGUCCAAAUACAUGUGGAAACAUCAAAUAAUUUAAAGAGCAAAAAUUGUACUGGCAUUAUGUUGUUGUUGUUUUUUUUUAUCAAACUAACAAGGAAGAGGCACUUUCAGUGUUGUUAUCUUAUCUGCAGAAAUGUUGCAAGCAGAGAACAGGACUAAUUGAGAUGGGAAAGAAUACUGAGAUAUUGCUGAAACAACAGAUAAAUGCUGAAAGAUAUCAGAAUUUAUCUUUUUCCAUUCCAGCCAAUGUAACUAUGUUUAUUUUGGUGAAUCCCGCAACCUGUGCAAGCAUUUUUCCUGCUAUGACCUCAUUUUGGGAGGAUCAUGAUUCUUUAUCUGUUCAGUUUAGCGCACCUAAUUAAGGAACAUAAAAAUCUAUUAGUUUGUACUGUUUUGGGGUAUUUGGUAGUGAUUUUCAUUUAUUUUUGUCUAUAACAUGGGCUAUUAUAAUAACACGAUUAUAAAACUGGAGUCUACAGUAGUAUAAUCUGUAUUUUAACACUGAAUAAAAUGUAUACAGUUCAGACUGCUAUAAAUACAAUAUAACAACAAUGUUAAUAGUAUUCUUUUCUUGUGGCAGUUUAAAGAAUGCCAUGAUGAGGUAAAGGUCAUAUCCAUUUGAGACAGAGUACCGGGUGUCAUACUGUGCCAAUGUUUGGACGUUUGAUUUAUGAGUGACAAACUGUGCUGCCAUGCAUGCUGUCAGGACAAAACAAGUUUUUUAUUCUUCCAGCUUA